Tricharina praecox is the source of this 1311-nucleotide messenger RNA. Its product is annotated as Rtf2 RING-finger-domain-containing protein. Gene Ontology annotation, biological process: site-specific DNA replication termination at RTS1 barrier; mitotic DNA replication termination. The record is from RefSeq and is a predicted model, not a curated record. The coding region runs from base 269 to 1156 and encodes 295 amino acids. NCBI's taxonomy places the organism in Eukaryota, Fungi, Ascomycota, Pezizomycetes, Pezizales, Pyronemataceae. The transcript has 4 exons. Gene Ontology annotation, cellular component: nucleus.
CGCCGUUCCAACGUUCAAGUUGCACAAUCAGAUAACCGACCGCAUCGCUUCGGCCAGCUCUGUCCUUGUCUUGUUCCUGUUUAGCGGCACCCUUGACCUUUCCAAGUUCCCGGCUUUUCUGUGAAACUGAACAUUCCCACCAACUUGUACCUAGAUAGCUCAGCUCCAGCAACGCGACCGCGACCAAGACCGAGACCGAGAAACGCCUGCCAAUUCCCCACUUCCCGACAAACCAGAACAAACCAGUUACACAGCUAGAUCCGCAGCCAUGGGUAACGACGGAGGAAGCAUCCCGACGCGACGCGAACUCGUCAAGAACGCGGCACGCAAUCCUACCCACAGCCAGGUGCGCUCGACGCAAGCGCAGACGCGGGAGUACCGAUGGAGCACGUGCCCGCUAUCGAAGAAGCCAUUGUCGGCGCCGAUCGUGUCGGACUCGGCGGGGAUACUGUACAACAAGGACAGCAUCAUUGAGUGGCUGCUGCAUGGUGUCGGCGCAUUCGGUGAUGGCGAGGAGGUGCUGGAUGGGCGCGUCAAGAGUCUCAAGGAUGUUGUGGAAGUGAGGUUCGAGCAGCUCGAGGAGGAUACGAAGGCCGAUGGAGAGAGCGCUAGGAGGUCGAAGUGGGUGUGCUCUGUUAGUAGGAAGGAGCUGGGGCCCGGUGGGAAGGCGGUCUAUGUUGUGCCGUGUGGGCAUGCGUUUGAUCAGAGUGCGGUGCGCGAGAUCGGCGGGAAGGAGGGCGGGUGUCUAGUGUGCAGUACGCCGUACGAAGACACCGACAUCAUCCCAAUCAAUCCCGACGAACCCGCCGAGAUCGAGCGACUGAAGGAGCGCGUCAGGACGCUGGCAGAGAAGGGACUCACACACGCACUCAAGAAGCUGUCCGACAAGAAGGCAAAGAAACGGAAGGCUGACGAUGCAUCCACCAAGAGCUCCAAGAAGGCAAAGGAGAAGGAGUCGAGCAUACGAAAUCCUGCGGCGGCGGCAUUGACCAACAAGGUGAUGGAAGAUGAGAAGCUCAAGAGCGAGCAGCGGAAAUUGCUGAUGAGCGAUAAUAUCCAAACGCUGUUUAGCAAGAAGGAGGAUGAACAUAAGCCCGGAAAGAAUAGGGAUUUCAUGUCAAGGGGUUAUUCGCUGCCGGCACAUAUGCAGCGGUGAGGGAUGUACGAGUACUUUCAGUUCGAUCAGCAGACAGACAUUGAUAUGAUGCCCAAGAAUUGAUAGCAAUCAGAGACUCGGCGCAGAGUGACAUACUAUGCAACUCGUUUAUCUGUAACCAGAGCACGUUAACCCCGCACCGGUCAGCGCAGCAG